AUGAGGAAUUCACAGGUUGAUUUGCCUUAUCUUCCUGAUGAUUUGUGGUUGAACUGUUUAGCCCGUGUCUCGAGAUUGUGCUACCCGAUUCUCUCCUUAGUUUCCAAGAGAUUCCGCUCCCUCGUGGCAUCGCUUGAGCUUUACGAGAUCCGAACGCUCUUAGGAAACAUCGAGAAUUGUCUUUAUUUGAGCUUAGGUUUCAGUUCUGAACAAUCUGAUGCACGCUGGUUCACUUUAUGCCGGAGACCAACUCAAAACCCUAACUCUAACUUUAAGUCACGAUGGUUCGCUUCCUGCUUUAGACCACAUAGUAUCCUAACGAAUCACACUAUGGUCUCAGUUCCAAUUCACAAUCUCACUUCUUCGACUGAGUCGACUCGUAUCGCCAUUGGUUCUAAUAUACAUAUGAUUGGCGUAUUAGGAAAUGGCGCCGUCUCGUCUAGGAUCUUAUUCAUGGACUGCCGGUCUCAUACUUUACACAAAACUCCAAGCAUGCAGACGGCCCAAAAGAAUCCCGUCAUUAGGGUUCUUGAUGGGAAGAUAUAUGUAGUGGAAGGAUGCAAUGAUCCUGAUUACUCGAAAUUUAUGGAGUGUUUCGAUCCCGAAACCCAAACAUGGGAGCAUGUGCCAAGCCCUAGCGCAGAGAUACGUGGUAGGUACGUAUCAACAAGUUUAGUUUUGGACGGGAAGCUUUACCUGUUUGGGGAUAAAAAUCUGGUUUACAAGCCCAAAGAAAAUAAAUGGGAUGUGGUAGGAGUAGAGAUACCUUUGCGUUGGAAUCCCACUGAUUUUGCUGGCGCAGUAGUAGACAACGUAAUCUACUCUUAUGGAAGACGUAGUGUGGUAUGGUACGACUCAGAGAAAAGACGGUGGAGAUAUUUGAAGGGUUUGGCAAAACUACCAAAAUUACCAAAAUUACCAAAUCAAGGUCUUUUUGUUAGAUUGGUGGGUUAUAGUGGAAAGAUUGUGGUUUUGUGGGAGAAGGAUGUGCGUGGUACAGAUCCUAAGAAGAAGGUGAUUUGGUGUGCUGAGAUUGCUCUUGAAAGGCGUAAUGAACGAGAGGUCUAUGGGAAGAUUGAGUGGUGUGAUGUUGUGCUUACUGUCACCAAGUCAUGUUCUUUAUUGCAUUUUAUGACUGUUACUGUUUGAUGAAUGAAUUAAUACAUUAGUUCAUUAGUACCAUUUUCUUUCUUUCCAGUUUCAUUGAAUGAUUUUCUAUACAGUGCCAUCAAAUGUAGUUCUGUUUCUCUCUUACAAUAAAACUCUAUUUUGGGUUUGUUCCAAUUUCUUUUCUCUACUUCA
Messenger RNA from Camelina sativa (false flax), 1302 nucleotides. The record is from RefSeq and is a predicted model, not a curated record. Lineage: Eukaryota; Viridiplantae; Streptophyta; Magnoliopsida; Brassicales; Brassicaceae.